Penicillium arizonense is the source of this 1674-nucleotide messenger RNA. RefSeq lists its product as uncharacterized. Gene Ontology annotation, biological process: transmembrane transport. Lineage: Eukaryota; Fungi; Ascomycota; Eurotiomycetes; Eurotiales; Aspergillaceae. The transcript has 5 exons. The coding region runs from base 1 to 1674 and encodes 557 amino acids. Gene Ontology annotation, molecular function: transmembrane transporter activity. The record is from RefSeq and is a predicted model, not a curated record.
AUGUCAGACCAUGGUAGUCUAUCGGGAUCUAGUGGGGACCCGCGGGGAGAUCUAGAGAGAGGGUUGAAUGACGAAAACGACAAUGGAAUGGAAGUCGUUGACUCAGCGGUAGUCAGAUCCUUUUUCCGUAAAGAUACUCACAUCGGUCACGUGGGCCGUCACCCUCUACGCGGAAGCCAGGAUAUCGAGAUCCAUACCUGGAGUGGUCCAGAUGACCCAGAUAACCCAUUCAAUUGGAGCAAGACCUACAAAUGGGUUCUCACCUUGACAGUCUGUUUCAUUUCCAUCUUGACCGGUCUCCCCGCGGGAUCAUACGGCGCUGGAAACAAUUACAUGGCCGAACGCUUCCACGUUCAGAAUGAGCCAUUUCCCAAUCUAGCAUGGGCGACAACGUCUUGGAAUAUGGGUGCUGCAUUCUGGCCUCUGAUCUUCGUACCAUUGACUGAGUCGUCGGGUCGUAUGCCUGGUUAUUUUAUUGCAUACUUCAUUCUCGUCGUGUCUCUUUUCCCCUCGGCUUUCGCGCAGAACUUUGCUACACUGGUCGUUACUAGAUUCUUUGGGGGUGGCGCUUCUUCUGUGUCGAUUAAUAUUGUCGGUGGAAGUAUCAGUGAUGUUUGGUAUGGUAACAAAGCUCGAAGCUUGCCUAUGUCGCUUUUUGGAUUCACGAGUGUGAUUGGUAUUGCUUUGGGGCCGUUCAUUGGUUCCGCUAUUCAAGAGAUACAUAAGAACGAUCCGUGGAGAUGGAUCUUUUAUAUUCAGAUCAUCUAUAACGCAGCGUUGAUCCCAGUUUUCUGGUUGAUUCUCCGAGAGACUCGCGCAGACGUGAUCUUGAAGAAACGUGCCAAAAAGCUACGCAAAGAGACAGGUCGGGCUAUUUACGCCGAAGCUGAUCUAAACAGUACGGGUGUCUGGAAGCUCCUCCAAAUAUCAUUCGAGCGUCCGACACGAAUGCUCAUCACCGAGCCUGUCGUGACUUUCUUCACGUUGUGGGUUAGUUUCGCGUGGGGAAUUCUCUUCCUCUUCUUCUCCAGUGUCGCGCAAACUUUUAGUGCAAAUUAUGGCUGGGGCACAUUCCAAACCGGUCUCGUUCAGCUGGCUAUCUCGGGAGGCGCUGUGAUUGGCACGGUAUUUAACCCGAUUCAAGACUGGAUCUAUCUCAAUUCUGCAGGUAGGAAUCGUGAACGUCCUGGGAGGCCGAUUCCUGAAGCGCGGUUGUAUACUUCUAUUCCUGGCAGUCUUUUGUUUGCCGCUGGGCUGUUCUGGUAUGGUUGGGCUAGUACUGGGAAUGGUUCUAUCCAUUGGAUUGUGCCGACGCUUGGAAUUGGUUGUACUGGUGUCGGGAUCUACUCUAUUUACAUGGCUGUGGUCAAUUAUUUGACUGAUGCUUAUGAGAAGUACGCAGCUUCGGCUUUGUCGGCUGCUUCGCUGGGCCGUAAUAGCUUCGGUGCAUUCCUGCCUCUCGCAUCGUUCCAGCUGUUCGAUACAUUGGGCUAUGGUUGGGCUGGCUCUUUGCUCGGGUUUGUUGGUAUUGCUCUCUCGGUCGUCCCAGUGGUACUAGUGAUCAAGGGUCCGGCUAUUCGUCGAAGCAGCCCAUUCAUGCGUGAGGCUAUGUUUGAACCGGGUGAAGACGAGUCGGAGAAGGAUCAACAGUCGGAGAAGACGGAUGUGCGAUGA